Molecule: messenger RNA, 1422 nt
Organism: Juglans regia (Persian walnut)
Lineage: Eukaryota; Viridiplantae; Streptophyta; Magnoliopsida; Fagales; Juglandaceae
Exons: 10
Coding region: 1-1422 (473 amino acids)
Source: RefSeq, a predicted model, not a curated record
AUGUCUAAGGGAAAACAAUCUUUUCAUUUCAAUAGAAUACGCAAUGAGAAUGGGAAUUUGGUUGACUUCUACAAAGAGACGCGUUGGUCGAAGAAAAAGAAUGCAUUUGUCACAGAUGCUACAGAAAGUACUUAUAAGGAGAUGCAAGGUAGGUUGGAUGGCCUAGGACCAGAGCAACGUAGUGAUGAGGCAGCAGCGACUGUCUUUAGGGAGGUUCUUGGCCAUCGACCUGGAUAUGCACGGGGACUUGGGGAAAUGGUCAUCCCCGAGUCAAGUAGACAACGUGACAAAGUUCAAAUGCAACAAUACAUGUCUGAGGCUGAAAAGCACAAGAAAGAUGCUGAACAAUAUAAGAAGGAUGCUGAGCAAUAUAAGAAGGAUGCUGAAGCUUACAAGAGUCAGCUGGAUGAAAUGAGGACAGAGAUGCGGGAGCUGAGGGAGCAUCAGAUACAAAAUGACAAAAAGGCUGACUCUCUGAGAAGCUUCCUUGAGAUGAAGGAGAAGGAAUUACUUGUGUUGGAAGAGAAGCUUAAGGCUAGAGAGAGAGCAUAUGAUAUAGCAGCCACUACGUUUUUUGUUUUCUUUAACAUAAAUUCUGGUACUGUCGAAAGCUGCAAAAGUUCUCUUGCUGCACUUGCCCCCCUUCAAGCAGUACUAUUUGAUGUGGAUGGAACUUUAUGUGAUUCAGAUCCACUCCAUUACCAAGCCUUCCGUGAAAUGCUUCAAGAGAUUGGUUUUAAUGGAGGAGUUCCAAUUACUGAGGAAUUCUACAUGGAGAAUAUUUCUGGCAAGCAUAAUGAUGAUAUUGUUGUGUUACUCUUCCCUGAUGAUGUUCAAAGGGGCUUGAAGUCCACAGACGAUAAGGAAACCAUUUUUCGGAGAUUGGCCGAAGAACAAUUGAAAGCUGUGAAUGGCCUAUAUAAAGUGAAAAAAUGGAUUGAAGAUCGAGGCUUGAAACGAGCAGCAGUUACCAAUGCACCAAAACCAAAUGCCGAACUCAUGAUAUCAUCCAUAAUGCUGUCAGAUUUUUUCGAUGCUGUCAUUCUCGGGAGUGAUUGUGACCAUGCCAAGCCAUAUCCAGAUCCCUACUUGAAGGCCCUUGAAGUACUCCAUGUAACAAAGGAUCACACUUUUGUAUUUGAGGGGUCAGUCCUGUACCCAGCAUAUGUAUUAAUUUCUGCUUGCUGGGUGGGGUGGGUAGGGACAGGGACCUUGUCUUCAAAGUUCCUUCUCACGGUAAUGAAUCUUCUUAAAAGAUUAGCAGAAGAGGGACAAGUGCCUGCAGCUAACGAUCCACAAAGAAACCCUGCACUAGCAUCAAAGAGCUUUAGGAAUGGAGUUAGCUCCAGCGGUGAUACGUCAUCCAGUGCUUCAUCUGAAGUAACUUCAUCUGAAUACUCCAGCAACUCAAAAGAAGACUAA